Physella acuta is the source of this 863-nucleotide messenger RNA. RefSeq lists its product as uncharacterized. NCBI's taxonomy places the organism in Eukaryota, Metazoa, Mollusca, Gastropoda, Physidae. The record is from RefSeq and is a predicted model, not a curated record.
UGUAUUUGAAGCUACAGAAUCAAGUAUUUAGUAGCUGGCCUAAGACACGUUGGUGAGCUAAAGUGUUCAGAGCGAGAAUGCCCACAGAAAAACCAACCAAUCAGGAUGCGGGGUCAUCUAUAAAUAACCUGUACGGUCACCCACUUCUGGAACCGGAAGGUCUGAAAAUGCUGAAAGAGAAAUGUUCUUUCUGUCAGGCGGACAGUGGUCAGCUGAAGAAGUGCACGCGGUGCACAUUGGUGCACUACUGCAACCAGACGUGUCAGGCGUCGGAUUUUGGGCGGCACAAGGACAUGUGUGAGCGCAUAUCCCAGUUUUUGACAGCUAGACAACGGGUCAGCCAAAUUUUGCAGCCUAUGAUGUUCAGCUUUCCUGGAGGGGUCAGUUUUUUCAUCGCAAGCAUACCUGACACAAUACGAGCUCGUAUUCUAGGUCAAAGGUCACCUGUAUUAGUUCAGGUGACAGAGAUCUCCAUGGAAAUCUGGACCAAGUCCUUGACCUUCACCGUACGGGACGUAACAAAUUACACGGCAACCAUUUUCUUCAGACUGGAAGACCGGGAUCAGCAGCAGGCCCUGAGGUAUCGUCUGCUGAAGGACGCCUUUAUGUUGAUCCUUAAGGCUGCCAUGGUGAUGACCUCAGACAAGACGUGUCAGGUCACAAUUAGUGACCUCAGGCAGGUCAUGUUUCUGGGGCUCAACACGUGAAACGUCACGUCAUCGGUCACGGCAUUUGUUACGUCAUAUGUGAACUGUGACGUCAUCUGUGACGUCGGUUGUGAAGUGUGAUGUCAUUUGUGAACUAUGGCGUCAUCUGUGAACUGUAGUGGCAUCUGUGACGUUUUGUAGCUAGUAUGGAAGUGA